This is a messenger RNA of Carassius auratus (goldfish), 9963 nucleotides long. RefSeq lists its product as uncharacterized. The transcript has 2 exons. Lineage: Eukaryota; Metazoa; Chordata; Actinopteri; Cypriniformes; Cyprinidae. The record is from RefSeq and is a predicted model, not a curated record. Gene Ontology annotation, molecular function: ATP hydrolysis activity; DNA helicase activity. Gene Ontology annotation, biological process: DNA repair; telomere maintenance. Bases 348 to 9374 code for a protein of 3008 amino acids.
GGGUUAAUCAAUUGUUUUUUGUUUGUUUUUUCAAAGAAAGAAAAACACAUAAUUUAUAAAUUUUAGGUAAAGAUACUAUAUUAAGCAACAGCAGCCAAUGGAAAAGAGUUAAAUAAAUAAAUGAAUAAAAGAAGAAACAUAUUUUGAGAAAUGAGGGUGUGCUGGGACCACCCACAUUUUGAUGACAUCAUGCCACUCUUAAAAAGCAGGUUUCAGGAGUUGUGUGACACAAUUUUACAUUGGCCACCUUUGUAUAAUAGAAAGAAGGCUAUCUGAGACAAGAGUAUUGGACUAUUGUUUUUGCUACAGCAUCUAUUUGAGACAUUUCAAGGAACAGCUUCAGUAGGAUGCCUCGGAAGAAGGGGUUUCGUAUGCAGCGUACACAAAGAUGCAUCAAAAGUAAGAGUGAUGCUAAUGCAUGUAUAUGUUCAGAAAAAUUGCCGCUAUCUGUUGUUGCUGGGACAGAUGUAAGGGCUGCCACAUUAAGCGAAGAUGCAUUGAUUGGAUGUUGUGUUGUGGCUGGAAUCAAACAUGUGAUUUCUCCUGUAUGUACAUGGACACAGACAGAUAUUGAUGACAUAUAUGUAGAAGGCAGCAAACUAACACAAAAUGUAAUCAUGUCACGUCAGAAAAGAGAAUGUAAACAGAAAGAGUUGUGUAGGUUGAUUGAACAGCACAAUGUGUUUGGAAGGAAGUGGAAUGUAAAAAUUGGUUUACCAGUAUACAAAGAUUUUGAACUGCUGCAAGAGGAGAUUGUACUGUAUGAAAUGCUGCAAGAAUAUUUGUUGAGGGAUGGAAUGUGUUUGCUAAACCUUCAGAGUGCAGUUAUUGCCAUUAUUCAUCAUAACAAUUAUUUUGCAGUGAUUGAUUUUGGCAAACGUAAUAUGUUUGGGUUGGCUUGUGAAAUUGGCAGGUCUGUGGUUGUUUUCAACACAUGUCUUAAUGAUCUUAUGGUUCAUAUCAAGAAUCUAAGGAAGUCUUUAGAUGCACAAUGGUAUGCCGUUAGUAGAAUUUCUGUAAAGACAUUUCAACAAGAUCAUGCUUGUGCUAGAGAGUUUCCAGACAGCGAUGUUGACAGCAAUGGUGUUGAUGAGUUUGGCAAUAUAGGUACUGAAGUUGCAGCUGAGUUUGAGGAUAGUACUUCUGUCAGACUUGAAAAGAGUGUAAGAGGAUCCUUUCAUCAGGGGAAUAACCAGUUUAAAUACAGAGGAGUUCAAUGUAUGGCAAUAGGUUUAGUAAGCCUAGCAAAGCAUACAGUUGAUAGUGUAUUCUCAUGGCAGACCAAAGACCUUGACAGAGCUGUUGUUUUAGGUGACGAGUUGUACACAGCUUUGCGAGACAAUAAUAAGAUUAGACACAAAUCCAAUCUGUUGGCUAUUCCUGAUUUGCCAAAAGAAUCAGUUAUUGAUGGAGAAAGUUUUUUGUUUGAAUAUGGUGACUUUGUCAGUGGUGAUAUAGAUGUGGUCAAUGGUCAGUUUAUUGAGAGUGGUGUCUACAGCAGUCUUUCUGCUGGACUGGAAAAAAUGUUUGCACAGUAUGACUCAUGUCUUUUAACAUUGUGUAGUAGUACAUGUGCAAUCAUUUCUCACAAUGGACAGUAUGCACUGAUUGACUCUCAUGCACGUAAUGCUCUUGGCAUGGUUGAUGGAAAUGGAAGAAGUGUUGUUGUAUAUUUUUCAUCUGUAAAUGAUUUGCUCAAUCACAUUUGCCUUUUAGCUAAAGGGCUCACUGAGAAGGAAAAACCUUUUGAAAUAACUGGUAUCCGUGCCACUAUUACAACUGGGAAACCUACACAGCACAACGCAUCAGAAAUUAAAGAUGAGAAGGGUACAAAGUGUUUAACAUUAACAGAGAGCUGCAAAGACUCUUACAAGACAUUUGAAAUUGAGUUUGAUGAGGAUUCUUCAAAUGAUCUGCCAACAAAUAAUUAUGCAAGAAAUAAGCGUAAAAUUUCAGUAAGCAAUUGUACUUUAAAGAAACAAAAAAGAUAUGAUGUUACUGAAGUUAAUUCAGAUGUGGAAUUUGUUAGUGAUGUAAAAAACAACAACAUGAUGUAUAAUCCCAUUUGUAAACAGAUUGGUCAAACUUUGUGUAGUCAUUUAAAUGUGGAUUACGAAGAAGUUAAUGUUUCAGAAUUUACACAUGUUGGUUUGUUAGGAGUUCCAUGCAAAAAUGACAAAAUAAUGGCUGAUGGAAACUGUUUCUUCCGAGCCAUCUCUCAAGCUGUAAGCGGCACACAAAAGUAUCAUAGAAAAAUACGACUGGCUGUUGUACAACAUUUGGAAAAUAAUGCUGAAAAAUAUCGAAACAUUUUAAGAAGAGAGUAUUCCUCAGUGUCAGAGUACAUUAACAAGUCUAAAAUGAGAUAUGUUAAUAGCUGGGCUACUGAAGUUGAAAUUCAAGCAACAGCUGAUUAUUUAGGAAUUGAUGUUUUUACAUUUUAUGAUGGUCGUUGGUUAAAAUACAAUUGCAAUGGUAAGCUUUUGUCGAAACACAGCAUCUACUUAGAAAAUUGCCAUGAAAACCAUUAUGAGACUGUAGUUUGUGUAAAUGAGCCUGAACGCCAGAGUUGUUAUGGCUACUGCAAAAUCAGUAAGUCCUGUUUUGAAGAUUACAAUACUAGAGCAAAGAUUGACAAUAAAAAUAAUGAACUUGAACAGCAGCAUCAUAGUUUGUUAAAAACAAUGUACAAUGACACAUGUUGUGCAAUGACAAUGGUAAGAGAUCCUGAUGUUGAUGUACUGGAAAAUGAAAGUCAGAUGACAUUUAAAUAUAGUCCUCUAUCUACAGAAGUUGCACAAACGAUAUGCAACAAAUUACAUUUAAAUCUUGAAAUAAAAAAUAUACAAGCACCAACUGUUUAUGGAAGUUUAGGUGUUGUGUGUAAGACAGAUACAGUUGCAAAGGAUGGUAAUAGUUUUUUUAGAGCCGUAGCUCAAGUGAUUAGCGGUUCUGAAAAGAAUCAUAGGAAGAUUAGACUUGCUGUUGUCCAGUAUAUGAGUAAUCACAGUGAUGAACAUAUGAAGUUAGUGGGUAAAGAAUUUACUUCAAUGGCAGAAUAUAUUUUGAAGUCACAAAUGCAAUAUGUUGGAUAUUGUGCUUCAGACAUAGAAUUUCAAGGUACAGCAAAUGCUUUGGGAGUGGAUCUAUUUAUAUGUAAUGAGGGGAAAUGGGUUAAAUACAGUUGCAUGAGUACUGUUGUGGGAAGUGAUGGAAUUUAUUUAAAACAUUGUGGGGAUAAUGAUUUUGAGCCCGUAAUGUGUGUCAAUCAAGUUGAUAAGAAUGUUUGCUUUGAUUUGUGCAAAGUGGGUAAUUUCCCUAAUUCACAGUAUACAUGUAAAAGGAAUUCCAAAAAGCAGGUAGAUGAGAGUACAAAUAUGUCUACUUCAAAAAACAAUUAUUGUUUGUCUAAGUAUUAUAAAAAUAAAAUUUCCUUCCAAAAAAGCAUUAAAUAUCAAAAUGUGUUGCACAAAGAAACCAAAAAAGUAAUGAGCAAAAAUAAGUAUCAUAGAGAUUUGUUGUACCAGGAAAAGAAAAAGAAUGUUAGCAAGGGGAAAUAUCAGAACGAUGUACUGUAUAAAGAAAUUAAAAAGUAUAUGACCAAGAAGAAAUAUAACGAAAAUGUUUUGCAUAAGGAAAUGAAAAAAGAGAAUAGCAAAAAAAAGUAUCACGAACAUGUGUUGUAUAAGGAAAUGAAAAAAGAGAAUAGCAAAAAAAAGUAUCACAAUAAUUUGUUGCAUAAGGAGAUGAAAAAAGACAAGAGCAAAAGAAAAUAUUGUGAAAACAUGUUGCAUAAGGAAAAAGUAAAGGACAUGAGUAAAAGAAAGUAUGAGACAAAUGAUUUGCACAGGACAAAAGUAAAGGAAAUUAGUAAAAGAAAGUAUGAGCAAAAUGAUUUGCACAGGAAAAAAGUUAAGGAAAUGAGUAAAAGGAAAUACAGAUUAAAUCAGUUGCAUAAGCAGAAUGUAAAGGUUAUUAAUACAAGAAAGUAUCGAGAAAACCCUGAGCAUAAGAAACGUGUUAUUGCUGGUAUAAAAUUUAAAAGGCAACAGAUAAAAUUUAAAAAAGAACAGUUUGAAUUUGUUAUGCAGCGUUUUCUGGAUUUGGUGAAAGAUGGGCCAGAUUUUGUGUGUUGUGUUUGCCAAAGAUUGUUAUUUCGACAUCAGGUUUUAAGUUGUAAUAGACAUUAUUAUAGCACAAAAACAAUAGGUUCAAUUUUUGAAAAAUGUGUAAGUGAGGAAUAUUUGCACAAAUGUGAUACGACCUGUGUAAUGCCAUGUCAGUGGCUGGAUACACCUAGAGGCAAGCUGUGGAUUUGUUACACAUGUCAUAAUAAAAUUAACAAAGGACAAAUACCACCUGAAUGUGCGACAAACAAUUUGAAAGUUCAUCCAAUUCCACCAGAACUGUCAUGUUUGAAUUCUUUAGAACAACAUUUGAUUGCAUUACAUAUACCAUUUAUGAAAAUGUUAGCAUUACCCAAAGGAGGGCAAAAUGGAGUACAUGGACCUCUAAGCUGCGUACCUGCAAAUAUUGUGCAAACUUCUAAUUUAUUGCCUCUCUCUAGUAUGGAAGGAUCUUUGUUGCCCGUAAAACUAAAGAGAAAGUUAACGUAUAAAGGCCAUUAUAAAUAUCAGUUUGUUGACUCUAUGCACAUAAGACAAGCAUUAAAAUGUUUAAAGGAGAUAAAUGUGCAUUAUAAAGAUAUAGAAUUUAAUGAAGUUUGGCUAAAUGAGUUUUGUAGAGAACAAGAUAAUGACGUUUUAGAAAAGGAAUGUGAUGUACAUGCGGAAAGUCAAGAAACAUCUAUAGAUGUUUGUGAAGAUGAGCUUUUGCAUGACAGACAACAACACUGCAUGUUUCAGGACACAUGUCUCAUGCCUGUUGACAUUGGUCAGGAAGCACUAGAUCAGUAUUUUGAUAAUAUAUUAAAUCUGGCGCCAGCAGAAGGGAAUAAUCCUGUUAAAUUGCUUUCUGAUUUUGCUAAUGAAGCCAAAUGUUUCCCAGUGUUAUUUCCACAGGGGUGUAAUACGUACCAUGAAAAGCGAGAAAACCGUUUGACAUUGUCAAGGUAUUUUAAUAACCGAAUUUUACAUGCUGAUGGUAGGUUUGCACAAAAUGUAGAAUAUAUUUUUUUUGCUCAGUACAUGUCUGAAAUUGAACAAGUCGUGUCAAAUGUAUCGAUUGCAUUGCGUAAAGGAAAAAGUGGCAGAAAGUCUCAAAAAGUUAAUAAUGAUGUUUUGAUGAAUGAGGAAUCUUUAAAGAAACUUUUGGAAUUUGAUGAUGGGUUUCGUUUUCUUAAACCUAUCCGUGGUACACCAGCUUUUUGGCAGACAGCACAACGUGACCUACUUGCUUGUGUUCGUCAGUUUGGUAUUCCUACUUGGUUUUGUUCAUUUUCAUCGGCAGACAUGCGCUGGAACAAUCUUCUUUUUAGCAUUUUGAAACAGGAGGGAAGAACACAAACAGUUGAAGAAUUACAGUGGGCAGACAGGUGUGAGCUAUUGCGACGUAAUCCUGUAACUGCGGCUAGAAUGUUUGAUUUUCGUUGGCAUUGUUUUUUAAGGGAGGUACUUAUGUCUUCAUCCCAUCCAAUAGGUAAAAUUAAGGAUUAUUUUUACCGUGUUGAAUUCCAGCAGCGUGGUUCACCUCAUGUCCAUUGUCUGUUUUGGAUUGAGAAUGCCCCAAUAAUUGAUAAAAACACAGAUGAAGAGGUAAUUCAGUUUAUUGAUAAAUAUGUAACAUGUGAAUUACCAUCACAGGAUGAUUCAUUGUUGGACACUGUUACAUCUGUGCAGCAGCAUUCAAAACGCCAUUCCAAGACAUGUAAGAAGAAAAAUACUGUUUGCCGUUUUAAUUUUCCUAGGCCAGUAUCUGCACGAACAUUUAUAUGUCAUGGAAAAAGUGACACAAAAAAGCAGUGCAAGUGUCAGGUAGAUAAUAUUGAUAAUACAAUUAAAGAAUGUGCAUGUGUAAAUCAAGAUGUGACAGAUUUUAAAAUGAACACAGAAAAGGCAGGUGACAUUUUGUCCUCCAUAAAAAAGUCUCUUUCAGAUGAGAAUUGCAAUUAUAACAGUGUGGAACAUUUGUUUACACAUUUAGGUAUAAAUCAAUCCAUUUUUGAGCUUGCAUAUAAAUCCUUUACCCGAAAUACACAAGUUGUCCUGAAAAGACAGAUCAAUGAGGUUUGGGUCAAUCAAUAUAGCAAGCCACUGUUAAAAUGUUGGAAUGCAAAUUUAGAUAUCCAGUAUGUUGUUGAUGCAUACGCUUGUGUAGUCUAUAUAAUUUCUUAUAUAUCAAAGUCAGAAAGGGAGAUAGGAUUGUUGUUAAGUAAUGCCCAAAGAGAAGCACGUAAAGAGGGAAAUGUUAGUGCAAAAGAUGCACUGAAAAACCUUGGAAGUGUUUAUUUGCAUAACAGAGAUGUAUGUGCUCAAGAAUCUGUGUAUAGAUUAACAAAUAUGCAUCUAAAAGAGUGUUCGAGGAAAGUUGUGUUCGUACCAACAGGAGACAAUGUCAUUAAAAUGAGUCUACCUUUAAAUGUAUUGAGGCAAAAAGCAUCAUCAAACAACUUAACGACAGAAGACAUGUGGAUGACUAGUAUUGUAGAUCGUUAUAAGAACAGACCAAAUGAUUUGAAUGAUCUGUGUAUGGCAACAUUUGCAUCAGAAUAUCGGGUUUUAAGUAAAAAUGAAAAAUCUAAGAAUCCUCUUCAAUUAAAUAAUGGUUGUGGUUUUAUCACAAAAAGAACACGAACAAAACCUGCAGUUGUCCGUUAUGUGCGCUUUUCUGAGGAAAAAAAUCCAGAACAAUUUUAUCAAAGCAUUCUCCAGUUAUUUUUACCAUACCGUGUAGAUAUUCAACUAAAACCUCAUAAUUCUGAAACAUUUGAACAAUUUUACAAAAAUGGUCAUGUAACAUUUAGUGAUGGCUCUAGAUAUGCAGUCAAGUCAGUUGUUGAUUUAAAUAGAAAGAAGUUUGAAAUGGAGGCAGAUGAAUUAGAUAAUAUCCAAGAUGCAAUUGACAAUAAUAGUCCAAUAGAAGAUGGCUGGUGUGACCUGUGUCCGGAGCAGGAGUUAGAGCGUUUAAUUUGUGCAGAGGAAAUGAAAGACAAAAAACAGCAAGUGGAUGAACAAGAUGAGAAUAUUCCAGAUUUAACAACAAGUAAUGAACAAGUUGCACAUUUGGAAAAGAAAAAUAAUAUAAUGUGUAGAAGUGAUGGUUUGGCAUUAAUUAGAUCUUUGAAUGAUACACAGUUAUCGAUUUUUUAUCAGAUUCGUCAAUGGUGCUUAGAUAAGAUAAUAGGGAAAAACCCAAAUCCAUUACAUAUAUUUAUUACUGGUGGUGCAGGGACAGGAAAAAGCCAUUUAAUAAAAGCUAUACAAUACGAAGCAAUGAGGUUGCUAUCAACAGUGUGUCGUCAUCCUGACAAUACUUGUGUUUUGCUAGCUGCUCCCACGGGAAUUGCUGCCUAUAAUCUUAAUACAACUACAAUCCAUAAUACACUAAGCAUUGGAAAAGAUGUUCGCUUACCAUACACACCUUUGAGUGAAGAAAAGCUCAAUUGUUUGCGUGCUAAAUAUAGUGAUCUGCAAAUUUUGAUAAUUGAUGAAAUAUCCAUGGUUGAUCACAAUCUAUUAGCGUAUAUUCAUGGUAGACUUAGACAGAUUAAGCAAACUUGUGACUUUUCUCCCUUUGGAAAUGUAAGUAUAAUUGCUGUUGGAGAUUUCUUUCAGUUGCCUCCAGUUAAAGGGAAACCCCUGUAUAAUGAUGACAUACUAGGUAUUAACCUAUGGUCUAGUCUGUUUUCAGUUGUAGAAUUAAAAACAAUAGUUAGGCAAAAAGAUAAUACGUUUGCAGAGUUACUAAAUAGAUUACGAAUUCGCACAAAAAAGACUCCAAUGUUAAACUGUGACAUUGAUUUAUUGAAAAAAUGUGAAACCGGUGAAGUCAGCCCAGCUUUACAUAUAUUUCCCACUAACAAACAAGUAAAUGAGCAUAAUGUGCAGCAACUAUUUAAAACUUGCCCUGAAUAUGUUGAGAUAAAUGCUCAAGAUUUUGUACAUAAUAACAAGACAGGGAAACUUGAAUUGAAAAGUGGUCAUCAUGCUAAAACAUAUAACACUUGUCUAGAAGAAACACUGCUCUUAGGGAAAGGUGCUCGUGUAAUGUUGUGUAAAAAUGUAGAUGUAAUUGAUGGUCUGGUCAAUGGUGUGUGUGGCACAGUAACAAACAUAGUUUUUCUUAACAGUGAACACAAGUUCCCUCAAACAGUGUAUGUCAAAUUUGAUGACAAUCAAGUUGGUGUACAAAGGAGAAAAUGUUAUGCAUAUGCUUCAGCAGCUGAAAUGGGUUCUACAGGUAUAAAACCCGAAGAGGAAAGAGUACAUAGUAAAGGGGGAUUGCGACGACAGUUUCCACUAAAACUUGCUUGGGCUUGUACAGUACAUAAAGUACAAGGAAUUACUGUUGAUAAAGCUGUAGUGUCUCUUAAAAAGAUAUUUGCACCUGGACAGGCAUAUGUGGCUUUAAGUCGUGUUAAAAGUUUGGCUGGUUUGAUUAUUCAAGAUUUUGAGGAGAAGGCUAUAUACUGUAAAGACAGCAUUAAGGAUGCAAUUCAAAACAUGCCUAGAUAUUCUGUUAGAAAUAUACCAUGGCUCAAAUUGAAAACGCAAACAUUCAGUGUAUUUUUGAUGAAUGUGCAAAAUUUAAGACACCAUUUAACAGAUUUGGUUUUGCAUACUCAGCAUUUGGAACCUAACUGCAUUGCUGUUACUGAAACAUGGCUACCUGCAGAUAUCUCUUUAGAAACUAUACAUAUCAAUGGUUACAAUUUUCAUAGUCAACCACGAAGUUUAUCUUACAGUAGCAGUAACCCAACAUUAACUGAAUUACAAGCUCAACAACAUGGUGGUGUUGGCAUGUAUAGCUCAAACAAUUUGGCAUGUAAUGUUGUCCAGGUACCAAAUGUAAAUUUAGAAUGUUUAGUUUGCAACUACACAGCACACAAUAUACUAAUAGCAGUAAUUUAUCGGCCACCUUCAUAUCCUAUUUCUUUGUUUAAAGGAAAUCUAGACAAAUUGUUUAAUUUUCUAGAACCCCUAAGCAAUACAAUUGCUGUCAUUGGAGAUUUCAAUGAUAAUAUUUUAAACUCUUCAACAAUCUGCAAGUUUAUAACAAACAGAGGCUAUGUUCAACAUGUCACACAAACCACAACAGAAAAGGGCACAUUAAUUGAUCAUGUAUAUGUAAAAACAACACAUUAUACCAUAAAAACAACAGUGUUACCAACGUAUUUCAGUGACCAUGAGGGUAUUUUUUGUUCUUUUACAUGUAAUACUGUUAACAGUAAUGAAGAAGCAUCUGGACAAUUGUAGGUUGUAACUGUAGUUGUAGCUGUUCAGCUUUGUUUGGCAAAUAAGUUAGAGGUUCAAUGAGAAUCCUUGUGGAUACUUUAUCUCUACUGAGCCAAAUACUGCUGUAUUGCAGUGAGUGUUUACUGCAAGGUAGAUAUUCAAGUGUAACAUCUUUAACAAAUUUGCUUGACAAAAUAAAUGGAAAGAGAAUUUACAUUCUUGUAGUAAAACUGUGACUUUCAAAAUAAUGGUUUCUUUUCCUGCAUUGCAACAACAUUUACAUUUUUAAUUUGUGUUCAUAUUUGUUUUAUCAUAAUCAAUUUACAUUUGCACUAAUAUCAUAGUUAUAUACAGUAGGUAAACAAAAUAUAUCAGUAAUUAUAUGAUUGGCAGAAUUAUUAUUAUUUUUUUGUACCAGUGUUUUACAACUCUUCAACAAUUUCCAAGUUUAUAACAAACAGAGGCUAUGUUCAACAUGUCACACAAACCACAACAGAAAAGGGCACAUUAAUUGAUCAUGUAUAUGUAAAAACAACACAUUAUACCAUAAAAACAACAGUGCUACCAACGUAUUUCAGUGACCAUGAGGGUAUUUUUUGUUCUUUUACAU